Molecule: messenger RNA, 411 nt
Organism: Anisakis simplex (herring worm)
Lineage: Eukaryota; Metazoa; Nematoda; Chromadorea; Rhabditida; Anisakidae
Source: the annotation of a GenBank genome assembly
AUGAUCCCAUCAUCGAUGUUGGUCAAGAAUAUUGUCUACGAGAAAGAGAUGCGUCUGAAGGAGAUGAUGCGAAUUAUGGGUUUGGGUGAUGCGGUGCAUUGGCUUGCCUGGGCCGCGCAAUCGUUCACGCUGAAUCUGGUAUCGAUCAUCGUCAUUUCAGUGCUUUUGAAGUACGGACAGAUAAUGCCCGAUACAGAUCUGACCUUAUUGAUGGUGUUUUUCACGCUGUUCGCAAUUGCCUCAAUCACGCAAUGUGUUUUCUUCUCGACACUUUUCUCACGCGCCAACAUUGCGACUGCAUCCUCAGCCAUUCUAUUCUACGUAUUGUUUUUUCCGUAUCAAAUUUCCGCUCGAACCGGCUCAUAUACAUUCACACUGAUAACGGUGAGUGGUUUUACGUUUUUGCUGUGA